Molecule: messenger RNA, 3297 nt
Organism: Haliotis rufescens (red abalone)
Lineage: Eukaryota; Metazoa; Mollusca; Gastropoda; Lepetellida; Haliotidae
Product: glutathione hydrolase 1 proenzyme-like
Exons: 13
Coding region: 227-2062 (611 amino acids)
Biological process (GO): glutathione catabolic process
Cellular component (GO): plasma membrane
Molecular function (GO): glutathione gamma-glutamate hydrolase
Source: RefSeq, a predicted model, not a curated record
AUAUUAGUUGAGAACGAAACCUUGAAGUGUAGCCAGGACAUUUCCUCGAAACGAUGGGCGGCCAUGUAGCUUCAAUAUCUUAUAAAUUAUAUCACUGAACAUAGGUCAAGGUGUAUUCAGUAAACAAAGAUCUGAAGGGCUGUAUAUCCAUCAUCGAACACACUGUGCGUUCAUCACAGUUUGUGACGGAUUACGGAUACGAACGAACUAGCACUUGUUUGGCAGAAUGGGGAGUCACAAUCACGACUUCGAGAAAGGAGAAGAACACAAGAAGGCUGCAUCGAGGCCCUUGAUAUACGCCAUCCUAGCUGGCGCGGUGCUGGUGGCGCUUGGCCUCGCCCUUGGUCUGGGUUUGGGCUUGAGAUCGCUGAACACCGAACAGGAAGAAGUGACGGUGACAGCAACUACCUCGACACCGUCAGUGGAGGAGGCACAUUCAGCAACUGGGACAUACAGAUACGCUUCAGUUGCAUCGGACUCCAAAAUAUGUUCAGAGAUAGGAAUAGACAUCAUGGCGCGCAAGGGCGGGUCGGCUGUAGACGCCGCUAUCGCCUCCAUGCUGUGUACAGGACUGGUACACCGCCACAGCGCCGGGAUAGGAGGGGGGUUCUUCAUGACGAUCUACAACAGAACUUCGGAAACAGUUAAUGUCCUUGAUGCCCGCGAGAGGGCGCCACUUCUGGCCAACCAGACCAUGUACAUCAACAGGACCGACGGCCUGACCUCCACCCUGGGGGGCCUGGCCAUCGCGGUCCCCGGAGAGAUCAAAGGGUACUGGGAGGCGCACCAGCGUUACGGGCGGCUUCCAUGGAGGGACCUCUUCCAGCCCGCCAUCAAACUGUGUCGGGAGGGAGUGCCGGUCUACGAGCCGCUGUCCGUGGCCAUCAACCGGUACCCCGACCUGCUGAAGAACUUCUCUCACUCGAUGUAUUUCGACGCAACCACGGGGGAACCUGUCAAGGUCGGUGAGAAGGUGAAGCUCCCCCUGUUGGCAGACACUCUCAACACCAUCGCUGAGGGGGGACAAUCUGCGUUCUAUAAUGGCUCACUUACUGACAUCAUCGUCAACGAAACUCGGCGAUAUGGCGGAAUAAUCUCCCGGGAGGAUCUGAACCAGUACAACGCCACCUGGAGGACGCCGUUGUCGGUGACCUUGAGAGACAACCUGACGCUGUACUCUGUCCCGCCCCCCGGCAGUGGCGCUGUGUAUGAAUACAUCAUGAAUAUCCUUGACGGUUACGGCUUCACGCCCGACAGUCUGUCGACCAAUGAGAAGAGCGUAUUGACGUAUCACCGGAUCGUGGAAGCCAUGAAAUUUGCCUACGCCAAGAGGACGGAUCUGGGGGACGAGGACUUUGUCGACGUGGCAGAGCUCAUACAGAACAUGACGUCCCGCGACUACGCCGAUUCCAUUCGGGCCAAAAUAAACGACUUCCGCACGGAGGACACCGACUUCUACGGCCCCACCUUCUACGACAGCGUCAAGACGGGGACGACACACACUUCCAUCAUUGACGCUCAGGGCAACGCCGUUGCUAUAACAUCUACCAUCAACACCUAUUUCGGCUCCAAGGUUCGCGGCAACACCACGGGCAUCGCCUACAACAACGAGAUGGACGACUUCUCCACACCUGGGGAGGUCAACUACUUCGGCGUGCCAGCAUCCCCCGCUAAUUUUAUCGAACCUAGAAAACGCCCCCUGUCGUCGAUGUGUCCAAGCAUUGUCAUCGACAGCAACACCGGAGACGUUGUGCUGGCAGUCGGGGCGGCGGGAGGCACAAAGAUCACAACCUCCACUAUGCUGGUGAGCCUGUACACCCUCCGCCUUGGGCUGCCUGUCGGGGCCGCCAUAGACAGCAAGCGGCUCCACCACCAGCUGCUGCCGAAGACCCUCAGCGUGGAGAAGGGAUUUCCCCAGGAAAUUUUGGAUGGAUUAAAGGCCAAAGGUCACAACUUGACCCUCGAUAAUCCGUCGUCAGUUGUCGAUGCGAUUCACGUGACGGGAGGCAUGCUCCACGCCGCCAGCGACAUCCGGAAGUUCGGGGCACCAGAUGGAUAUUGAUGACGUCAUGAUUAGCCGUCCUACCGCAUUCCAAUACAUUGUCACAGAAUCAUUUAACACAUCAGAAUACCAGAGUUGGUCAAACACAUUGCCGGCAUUCUAAACAGUCGAACUGUAGUCUGUGUACGCAAUAAGUAUACACAUUGGUGGGUAUGUAUACUUAUCGAUCUGUACGUAUACUCUUUGAUCAGUACAUAUACACAUAUGUGUUACAUUGAUCGGUGCAUAUACUUAUUGAUCGGUACGUAUACGCGUAGAUCGGUACGUAUACGCAGUGAAUCUUACGUGAACAUGGGCGAUACAGUUUACAUAUGUAAUCAUGAGAAUGUGUGUUACACAGUUUACACGUGUUACCAUGGGAACAUCGGGGAUAUAGUUUACACCUGUUACCAUGGGAAUGUCGGGGUUACAGUUUACACGUGUUAUCAUUCACACGAGGGUCAGUUUACACAUGUUACUAUGGUAACAUGUGUUACAAUUGCUUCAUUUAAACCAAUUCUAUUUUUCAUCGGAUUAUUCCAUUUUUAGAUAUUUUAGUAAACGGUGCAAAUUUAUAUUUUACGUUCGCAUCGUGUAUUCACAGAGUAGGGAGCAGAAUUAUAGUUCAACGAUUGAUUACAAGUGUCUCGGGACGAAGAUGUAAUCUUGUCUAAAAACCGGUUAAGCAAACAGCAAUGUAAGGUCUACUGACAGACAAACAGACAGAUAGACAGUCAGACUCACUAUCUAUUCACUAUUAUACAAAAAUAUACCUGCAGGAGUGAAAAAUAUGACAAUUCCUUCGUCGCACAACACGGUUUUCCCCGGAAACACACGAGUGGUCACGGGUGUGCGAAUAAGUUGCGUCCAUUAUGAGCGUCCUUUAAUGGUGUAGCAUGAGACUAGGUCAUGUCUCUGUGACCAGAGUCUUCUAUCACAGCAUUAUACUACACAGUAAACCAGUUGUUUUGCUUGGUUUCCGGCCCGCUGGCAGGAAGUGGAAUACAUCGCCCUGUUAUCUCCCUGUUAUCUCCCUGUCGCGUGUGAAGUAACCUGUUGACUAUAUAUAUUUAUACAUCCCUUAAACAAAGUGAUACAAAUAGAGAGGCACUUCAUCAGCUGGUGUUUUGUAACACCACUUGAACAUCAAGAUUUUACAUGGUUAUCCUUUUAUGUCAUGGUUCAUUUUUAGAAUAUAUCCAUGUUUGUUUUCUUUGUACAUCUUUUUUACGGAUAUUAAAUAAUAAAUUGAUGAA